Molecule: messenger RNA, 2397 nt
Organism: Lotus japonicus
Lineage: Eukaryota; Viridiplantae; Streptophyta; Magnoliopsida; Fabales; Fabaceae
Exons: 3
Coding region: 1-2397 (798 amino acids)
Molecular function (GO): nucleic acid binding; zinc ion binding
Source: RefSeq, a predicted model, not a curated record
AUGCCUCCGAGACAGGACCCAACCAAUGCUCAGCUUGCUCAAGCAAUGGCCCAGCUGGCUCAGGUGAUGACCCAGCAGGCUGCCACUGCUGCUGCUCAGGCCACGGCACAGCUUCAACGGGAAGCUGAAGAGAACACCCGGAGAGCUGAGGAGGAUGCCAGAAGGGCACAACGGGCUGAGAGGGAGCUGGCACAGGACCGGAUCCGCAUGAGAACUGAUUUCAAUCGUCAUGGACCACCUAAGUUCCAAGGCGAAGUGGAGCCCGAGAAAGCUGAUCUUUGGAUUCAGGAAAUGGAGAAAAUCUUUGAGGCUCUCCAUACACCUGACGUUGAGAAGGUAAAUCUGGCGACCUUUAUGCUGAAGGGUGACGCUGAGUACUGGUGGCGGAGCGCCAAACAGCUGAUGACUGCCAACAAUGUGGCCAUCACAUGGGAGUCCUUCAAAAGGGCUUUCAUGGAGAAGUACUUUCCGGAGACUGCCAGGGAAGACAUGGAGAAUCAAUUCCUCAACCUGAGACAGGGGCUAAUGACCGUGGGGGAAUAUGCUGCAAGACUGGAGACCCUGUCCAAACACUUUCGCUUUUUCCAAGUACGAGUGGAUGAAGCGUACCUAUGCAACCGAUUCAUGAGGGGUUUGAGGAAUCACAUUGAGGAGUCUGUGAGGCCAUUGGGAAUCAGAGUCUUCCAACAAUUGGUGGAGAAAGCUCGUGAAGUGGAGUCGAUGAAGAAUCGUCAGAGGGGCAAGUAUGACAGUGGAGGUCCGAUCCGUUCUGGACAGAGGCCGACCGGACGGUUUGAGGGACAGAGACAAGCUGGUAGGUUUGACAGGGGCAAGGCUCCGAUGAGGAAACCUUACCAACGCCCUACUGAUAGGGUGCCUUUUGCUGGAAGGAAUGUGGUACGUGCUCCUAAGGACGAUGUCAUCUGUUACAAGUGCAACCAGAAGGGACACUAUUCAAAUGAAUGUGGGAAGGAGUAUGUGUGCUGGAAGUGCCAGAAACCAGGGCAUGUUGAGAGAGACUGUCCUGAUGCUGCUAAGGCCGAGCCAGUGCUGAAUGCUGCCAGGGGAAAGCGACCUUCUGCUCCAGGUCGUGUGUUUGCAAUGUCUGGGGAACAAGCUGCUGUGACUGAUGACCUUAUCCAGGGCGUUACGGAUUAUUUGAAUUCGUACCAUUUGAAGAAGGGUUCACCGGCGUUCGUGAACUCUAUCGUGGCGGAAGCAAGAAACGAUAGUGAUGUACGGAACAUCUCGAUAGUGCAAGACGAUGUGGAUGUUUUUCCGGAGGAUGUGCCCGGAUUGCCACCAGUAAGGGGGACGGAGUUCUCCAUUGACAUCAUGCCCGGCACGGGACCGAUAUCGAUGGCGCCGUAUCGGAUGGCACCAGCGGAAUUGAUGGAAUUGGCAAAACAGUUGGAUGAUCUCUCUUCAAAGGGAUUUAUUCGACCGAGUGUGUCUCCUUGGGGAGCGCCAGUGUUGUUGGUAAAGAAGAAGGACGGGAGGUCCAGGUUGUGUGUAGAUUACCGACAACUAAACAAGGUGACAGUGAAGAAUCGUUAUCCGAUGCCUCGGAUAGACGACUUGAUGGACCAACUUCGGGGAGCAGUUGUUUUCUCGAAGAUUGAUCUGAAAUCAGGGUAUCACCAGAUUCGGGUGGAGGAGGCUGACAUUCAGAAGACGGCAUUCAGGACUCGAUAUGGACAUUAUGAAUAUCUCGUGAUGCCAUUUGGAGUUACUAAUGCACCCGCAGUUUUUAUGGACUACAUGAACCGUGUGUUCAGGCCAUUCUUGGACAAGUUCGUGGUGGUGUUCAUAGACGAUAUUCUAAUUUACUCGAAGAGUAAGGAGGAACAUGAGGAGCAUUUACGUCAAGUGCUAGAGGUGUUGCGGAAGAAGGAACUCUAUGCUAAUGGAGGAAAGUGUGAGUUCUGGAUGGAGGAAGUGAAGUUCCUUGGUCAUGUCAUAUCUAGCAAAGGUGUGGCAGUGGACCCCAGCAAAAUUGAAUCAGUUUUGGCAUGGGAACAACCGAAGACAGCAAGUGAUAUCAGAAGUUUUGUUGGGCUUGCUGGCUACUAUCGGCGUUUCGUGAAGGAUUACGCCAAGUUGACUGCACCGUUGACUCAUUUGACAAAGAAGGAUCAACCGUUUGCGUGGACGGAGAAGUGUGAGGCUAGCUUCCAAGAAAUGAAGAAGCGGUUGACCACCGCACCUCAUUGUGUCGGACAGAGACCCGAGGUUUACCUCACGUUUCUGGGAAGCUUUGCAGCGGGCUUUGGGAACCAGGUUGAAAUUGAGUUCCGCUUAUCAUCCACAGACGGAUGGGCAAACCGAGAGGACCAUCCAAUCCUUGGAGGAUUUGCUAAGAUCUUGUGUGCUGGAUCACAAAGGCAGCUGGGAUGA